This is a messenger RNA of Saccostrea echinata, 1249 nucleotides long. RefSeq names its product multiple epidermal growth factor-like domains protein 10. Bases 8 to 1249 code for a protein of 413 amino acids. The transcript has 8 exons. Gene Ontology annotation, molecular function: scavenger receptor activity. Lineage: Eukaryota; Metazoa; Mollusca; Bivalvia; Ostreida; Ostreidae. The record is from RefSeq and is a predicted model, not a curated record.
UUUGAAAAUGAAUCACCUGAACAAUUUUCUACUCUGGAUAUUUUGUUUCUUAUCAAGAUUCACCCAUUCUUUGGGGUACGAUGAUUUAUCUGCUGGCAAGAAUGCUUCACAGGGUCCAACUUAUCUUGCCUGGAGGCCACAAUUUUAUGCUGCUGUCAAUGCUGUGGAUAGAAAUAAUAGUUCCUGUAUGAGAACUCGAGAGAUUGGUUCUGCGUCCCCAUAUAGGGAAACGUGGUGGAUGGUGGAUCUAGGAGACAUCUACAGUGUGUUCAAAAUCAGAAUUUUAUUUAAAGGUUAUGGAGAGGAAUUAGUUCAGAGACAAAGAGGCCGAUUUGCGGGAUUUGCUCUGUAUUUAUCUAACUCCACCAAUAAAGAUGAAGGGUAUAUGUGUUACAAAGACGGACCAGAGUUGCCUCCCUUAGACUUCACAACAACCUGUAUUGGAUAUGGCCAAUAUAUCACUUUUUAUAACGAAAGAUUAGAGAACUACACAUAUCCUGAGGGAUACGCAUAUUUAUCUUACACUGAAUUGUGUGAGGUAAUAGUGCAAGGUUGUAAAUUGGCUGGUGUCUAUGGAGAAAGAUGUCACAAAAAGUGCCCAGGGGGCUGUUAUGGGAGCAAAUGUAACAUUAUCACAGGGGUAUGUCCAGGAUGCAAGCCAGGAUGGAUAGGGAAUUACUGUCAAACACGAUGCGACUCUGGGCAUUAUGGUGAAUACUGUAUAAGUAAAUGCUCAUCCAAAUGCAUAAGUGAAUGUAGUCAUGUUGAUGGAACCUGUAUUUGUUCACAUGGACUGAGAGGAUCACCACACUGUACAACAGAAUGUCCAUCCGGGUUUUAUGGACCGAAUUGUGGCCAUAUUUGUAGUCAACACAGUAAGCUUAAUGAUACGUGCCACAGAAUUAAUGGAACAUGUCCACGCGGAUGCAAAGACUCGUUCAGCGGUCUUAGAUGUGAUAUUCCAAAUCAAAUAUACGAAAAAUCAAAUGAAUCAUCAAGUACAGCACUGAUGGCUGCAUUAGUUAUGUCUGGAAUUUUCAACGUAUUUUGCCUGGUUUUCAUUGCUGCUUUAAAAAGGAAACAAAUUGCAAAGAUUUUGAAAGGAAAGAGUGCUGGAUCACAAAAAUAUAUUUCAAGAACCGAGAUCCAUACAAACCAAUUGCAAGCAGAUGACAUCCACAAUUACCAGGAAAUUGGGGAAUCAGAAAAUAAAACCCAUUAUUCCAAUCUUCAGCUAAAAACAUUAUGA